Molecule: messenger RNA, 2622 nt
Organism: Fonsecaea multimorphosa CBS 102226
Lineage: Eukaryota; Fungi; Ascomycota; Eurotiomycetes; Chaetothyriales; Herpotrichiellaceae
Exons: 1
Coding region: 1-2622 (873 amino acids)
Biological process (GO): GPI anchor biosynthetic process
Cellular component (GO): endoplasmic reticulum membrane
Source: RefSeq, a predicted model, not a curated record
AUGAGCAUCAGGCUUCGAAAUGCCGCGCUCUUGCUUUCCAACAUCGUCCUCAUCGCGGCCCUUCUGAUCUUUGCAAAGGGAUUUUUCCCUCAUAAAGCUUUCUUGCCGGGGUUAGCAACAUGGCCUGCAAAGUCCGAAGCAGGCGCUCGAUCGGCUCCUUUUGAUCGCGUCAUCUUUAUGGUUGUGGACGCUUUGAGGAGCGAUUUCGUCUACGGGAAUACAUCAAGCUUUACUUUCACCCAGAGCCUCAUCAGGUCUGGCGCCGCGGUCCCGUUCACCGGCCAUGCCAGUCCGCCAACCAUAACAAUGCCGCGCGUCAAGGCCAUCACAACGGGCUCGGUGCCCAGUUUCGUGGACCUCAUUUUGAAUUUUGCCGAGUCGGACACGACGUCGACCCUCAAGGACCAAGACACAUGGCUGGCUCAGUUGCGCGCAAGAGGCGACGGCAGCCUCGUGAUGUAUGGAGACGAUACUUGGCUGCGCCUGUUUCCAGACUUUUUCACUCGGGCCGAUGGCACGACGAGUUUCUUCGUGUCCGACUUCACCGAAGUCGACAACAAUGUCACACGGCAUAUUCCUGCUGAACUGGCAAACCAGGACUGGUCCGCAAUGACACUCCACUUCCUGGGUCUGGAUCAUAUCGGGCACAAGACUGGGCCCAAGGGACCAAGAAUGCCAGCAAAACAGGCCGAGAUGGAUGGGAUCGUCAGGGACAUUUACACGAAGUUGGAAAGUUAUGACCACCUCAAAUCGUGCUUGUUAGUCCUGCUCGGCGACCACGGCAUGAACGAAGGGGGAAACCACGGCGCGUCCUCACCAGGAGAAGUGUCCACAGCUCUGACAUUCAUUUCUCCAAAGUUCAAGUCGGCUUUCGAAGGACAGUCCUGCCCCGUUGACGACGCCGUCGAUUACCAUUACUACGACACUGUGGAACAAUCCGAUAUAGUCCCCACCCUCGCGGCUCUACUGGGAUUUCCUAUCCCGCUGAAUAACCUCGGAGUCAUUGUGCCGCGAUUGUUGGAGCUCUGGACACAUCCGCAGGAUCAGUAUGCUUUGCUCUACAGCAACGCAGAACAGAUUCUGCGGAUUGCACAAGCAACAUUUCCUAAAGAGUUCAGUCAGGUGUCAACGUCAACAUCAACUGAAUGCCCGAUCACUGACGGAGACGACGUCCAGAUCCUCGCCUGUCUGUGGCAACACGUCUCAGAGCAACACCAAGCGGUGGUCGGCGCGGCUGAUCAACAGCCCUACUCCGUUCCGCCGACCACACAUCUCAGGUCAUUUCUGUACAAGGCGCAAACCCUUCUCAGUGGCACGGCCAGCAAUUACGACCUCACGAGCAUGCAGAUAGGCAUCGGGUUCAGCGUGCUGGCGCUGGCGCUCUGCACGCCCAGCUUCGCACGAGAUGUUCUCUUAUCCGGUGUUGAUGGGGUGAUCCUGGUGGCCACAAUGCUCGCCUACGCCGUGACCAUGUUCGCCAGCAGCUACGUCGAAGAAGAGCAUCAGUUCUGGUACUGGACCCUUGCCGGCUACCUGGUCAUUCUCCACUGCAGGGACAGCCGGUUCAAAAUGACCGACACUCACGGAGCCGCUCGUCCGUUAUUGAAAGGCCCGACCGCCACAGCACUCGCAUACUUCCUAUUCGGCGUGGCUCGGCGUUGGAGACAGACGGGGCAGAAAUAUGCAGGCGAGGCCGACAUCCUGAGCCAAGUCAUCACCUCGAAUUCAUGGCUCCUCUGGACGCUGGUCAUGCUCGUGUACGCCGUGCUUUCGCGCAAUCUGAGCCAUCGCGCGGGCGUGUGGAUGGGCUCGCCGCAGAUGGGCAUCCUGCCGGCGCUGGUGUCCAUCUCGGCAUUCCUGUUCAAGAUCGCCUUCACGGCCGCGGACGCGCCCGAACUACUCGCUUCCUUCCCGAUCCUCAACCCCUUGGUGGGCUUCGUCUCACAGUACCCGCUGGUGAGCAUGGCUAGGGUCGUCUUCCUGGGCCUCGCCCAUCUGCUAGGUUGCGCAAUCUACUUCGAGGCGCCGUGGAAGAGCGCGAGCCACCUCCAGCGGUUCCUGCCUGCCUUUCAGGACGUGCUGUCGCUGUUUCUCAUCACGCAGACCCGAACCGUCUACGUGCCGCUGUUCCUGUUCUCCAACCUCCAACUCUACCUCCUCCGACGAGGCGGUCGGCAGCGUCCGGUCAGCGAGAUCGCCAUCCUCGCCCUCCUCUUCCAACACGCCUCGUUUUUCACAUUCGGAAACACAAACUCCAUCGCCACCAUCGAUUUAUCAAACGCAUACAACGGAGUCACGGGUUACAAUGUCGCCGCCGUCGGGAUGCUCACGUUCAUCAGUAACUGGGCUGGCCCGAUAUGGUGGUCCUUUGCAAUUUGCCAAUUAUUCAGUUGUCUCCAUUUUGAGACCCGUGCAUAUUCUUUUCUCUUUACCGCUUUGGGAACGUUUGCCUGUAUCCAUGCCCUCUCGGUCAUGGUCGCGUGUCUGGUCCUCCGAGAACACCUCUUCAUCUGGACCGUCUUCUCCCCCAAGUAUCUUUACACGGUGGCGUGGGUGCUGGGCCACCAUACCGUCGUCAAUGCAUUAUGUGUCGGAUCGCUGCUCUGGCGAACACAAGCCUAG